AUGGCUUCCACACUGCUGAUGACUAAUCUACAAGACCUCACUCUUAUACUGAGGGAAAAAGAGCAUGAUGUUUACCACACUUCCUCAGAAGAUCUCUUGCUCUUCAUCACAACUGGUAGGAUAUUGGUAUUCAAUGGUAUCUUGAAGGAUGGUGAUCCUGACAAAGGGAAGAUAUUAACAAGAAUAUCACUAUUCUGGUUUGAGAAACUAAAGGGUGUUGUUCCAGAUCAUCACACGAUGGCCAAUACAGACAAGAUGCCCAAGGAAAAGGCUAAAGUCAUACCCAUUGAGUUUAUAGUUCAAGGGUACCUCACUGGACCUGCAUGGGUAGAGUACAAGAGAACUGGAACUAUGCACAGAAUGCCUCUUCCACAGGGAAUGGUCAAGUCCCAGCAGCUACACCAACCAUUGGUAACCUCAUUGAUGAAAGCAGAACAAGGCACUCAUGAUGAGAAUGCCUUUCUGGAUAGGGCUGGACAACUUAUUGGUUCAAAGCUUUACACCUGCAUUGCAGAAAUAGCCCUUAAGUUAUAUUCAACUGCAGCCAAAUAUGCAUAUUCCUGUGGACUUAUCCUCACAGAUAGCUCAGAGGAUGAAGUGGUCCUUGUUGACAAGGCUCUCACCCCAGAUUCAUUGCAUUAUUUCCUCUCAAUCAAUACAUUUUUUGAGCCACUGUACAUUCCAGGGAAGCCUCAACCAGCUUUGACAAGUCAGUAUGAGAGGGAUUGGCUAGUCUCUGUAGGGUGUUGCAAGCACAUGGAAAGUGGACCUGGAGGUAACAGCAAAGGCUGGGGUGUCAAUGAGGCCAUCAUUCAAGGGAUGCAAGGAAGGUAUUCAGAAGCUGAGGAAAUGCUGAAAAAUGAGAGUCCAAAAGCCUGA
This is a messenger RNA of Pisolithus orientalis, 879 nucleotides long. RefSeq lists its product as uncharacterized. The transcript is spliced from 6 exons. The record is from RefSeq and is a predicted model, not a curated record. Bases 1 to 879 code for a protein of 292 amino acids. Gene Ontology annotation, molecular function: phosphoribosylaminoimidazolesuccinocarboxamide synthase activity. NCBI's taxonomy places the organism in Eukaryota, Fungi, Basidiomycota, Agaricomycetes, Boletales, Pisolithaceae. Gene Ontology annotation, cellular component: cytoplasm. Gene Ontology annotation, biological process: 'de novo' IMP biosynthetic process.